Messenger RNA from Paramecium sonneborni, 1463 nucleotides. Lineage: Eukaryota; Ciliophora; Oligohymenophorea; Peniculida; Parameciidae. The record is from the annotation of a GenBank genome assembly.
CAAAUAAUGAUUAAAGGCGAUUAGAUCGUCCCUUAUUCAGCCUUAUAUAUAGAUAUGUAAUAUAGACAUUUAUUUAAUACUUUAUGGGCAUACUUAAAGCCUGUGGAUUAAAAUAAAUAUAUUUAAGAAGUAAAUGUUAUUCUAAAAGUUUCUUUUGCAGAUUGAACAAAUUUGGUUGGGAGGAUUAAAAAAUUAAAAAAUUUUGAUAACUUUAUGUGUUAGAGCAUCAACAGAUUUAGUUUUAUAAGUAUAUUUAAUUUUAACUAUCUAAGGCUUUAAAUUGGCCACCAGGAUCUGAAGUAAUCAUAACAGGAAUCAAUAUUCCAGAUAUGAUUUAAGUACUUCGAUUAAAUGGAAUAAUUCCAGUGCCAGUGGAAGUAAAUCCAGAUACUUUGGGAUGUACAUUAGAUUCAUUUAAAAAAUUUUAUACUGAAAAGGUAUUUAUUUGCUACAUAAAAGACUAAAGGAAUAAUGAUUUCAUAUGUUUUUGGAGCAAAAUUUGAUGCUACAGAAAUCAUAGAUUGGGCUAAAUCAAAAGGAUUAUUUAUAAUGGAAGAUGAGGCUGAGAGUUUUGUAGCUCCUAAUGCAAAAUGUAUUUAUUAAUUAAAAUUAAUAGUAAAUCCAAAUGUUGAUUUUUCAACAUUUAGUUUUGGUUCUAUAAAAACUUGUUCUGCUUUUGGAGGAUCAAUAAGUGUGAUUAGAAAUAAUGAAGCUUUAUAUAGAAAAAUGAAGACAUUAUAAGAGUCAUACCCAAAGUGGUCUUAACAUAAGUAAAAUAUUAUUUAAACUUAAAGUUAUUUUAAAAGGACUUUAAAAAAUUUAAUACCUAUGAUAUUAUUAAAUAGUCAAAAAAUAAAUAGAAGUUCAAGAUGGGUUUUUAUUAAUUUUUUUUCAAAUUGGGAUUAUAAAGAAUUUGUUGUGAAUAGUAUAAGAGGUUUCUAAAAGAAUCCAUCUGAUAUAUUAUAAACAUAUAGAUUUAGAGUUCCUGAUCCAAUGUUAGUGAUGUUGGCUUUGAGAAUGAAAACAUUUGAUGUUGAUUAAUUUAAUAUAGCAACUUAAAGAUAAUUAGCUGGUUAAAAAAUUCUAAUAAAAGGAGGUCUGCUUGUACCAGGUCAUGCAGUAGAAGAUAGAAAAUUUUGGUACUUAUUUUAUUUUAUUCAAAAUAUAGGUUAUAUCCUGUUGUAGUACCAGACCCUGAAAAAACAUAUAAAAUUUUGAAUUCAAGAGGAAUUGAUGCUUAUAUGGGAGUAACCUAAUUAGACAUAGUUGAAAGUCCAAUUGGAAGUUCGUAUUAAUAUCCAAAUAAUACUUUAUCUUAUUUUAAAAAUGUAAAUAUUAUAUAAUAAUUAAAGAUAUUAUAUUUACCUAUCCAUUAAAAUGCAGAUUUAAAAUCAAUUUAAAUAAUUUGUAAACAAGUUGUAGAGGUAGUUGAUAUGUUAAAAAAUAGAAACCCAAAAUUAUGA